This is a messenger RNA of Prorocentrum cordatum, 2132 nucleotides long. The record is from the annotation of a GenBank genome assembly. Lineage: Eukaryota; Dinophyceae; Prorocentrales; Prorocentraceae.
AGGCUAUUGAGGGGAGGAGCCGCCCUGCAUCCUAUAGGUAGCAGCGAUGUGCGGAUGUCCGGGAUUUCCGCCAUCGCAAGGCUGAUUUCUGCCAUCGCGACGCCGCUGCGGCAGAUCUCGGUGGGAAGCGGGCACACCUGCGGGCUUAGGGCGGCGGACGGCCUGCCUGUCUGCUGGGGCCGCGACAGCUACGGAGAGGUCUCGGACGUGCCGCCCGUGCCGCCGCUGGAGAUCUCGGCGGGAGGCUUCCACACCUGCGCGCUGAAGGAGGCCGACGGCCUGCCUGUCUGCUGGGGACGUGACACUUACGGGCAGGUUUCUGAUAUGCUCUGCCCUGAAGGCCACUUACGGGCAGUGAAUCAGACAUCAGAGUCAAGUGCCGUCGUCGAGUGCACGGCGUGUCCUAAGGGCACGUACAGCGAGUUGUCUGGUGCUUUAAAGUGCUGGGCGUGUCCCGAGGGCUCGUAUAGCAACCUGUCAGGAGCUUCUGAGGCGUUUGCGUGCACGACGUGUCCCGAGGGCACUUACCGUGUUCAGUCUGGUGCCUCAGUGUGCACGGCGUGUCCGGCGGGCACGUACAGUGGCCAGUCGGGAGCCUCUGAAGCGACAGCACAGCUUGUGCCGAGGGCACUUACAGUGUUCAGUCUGGUGCCUCAGUGUGCACGGCUUGUGCCGAGGGCACAUACAGUGGCCAGUCGGGAGCCUCUGAAGCGUCUGUGUGCACGGCGUGUCCGGUGGGCACGUACUAUGACAAGUCCGGUGCUUCUGAGUGCAUGGUGUACACCUGCGCUGUUUCGCUGCCCUGGUGGUUCGACAGCGAUAGGCACUCCACUACAGAUUGUGGCACGCUGCAAGCAGGCGGCAGUUGCCAGGUGCGGUGCCGCUUGCCAUAUAUGGGCGAUCCUGCACAAUUGAUUUGCCCGCAGGCGAUCACACGGCAUGAUAGUGAGCCAACAGGGGUUGCACGAGAUUGCACUAGGUUGUUGUUGUCGAAAAAAGAAGAGUAUUGCUUUAAUGCGACACAGGAUCAGAUCGCAGCUCUCAGGGAGGGGCGCGAGUACACGGGCACCGUCCAUUGUUGUGAAGUCGACCCUGCUUACUGCACGAGUUUUACGAUGGGAGUGAUCAUCUUCGAGCGGGGCGGUACUUGCGACAACUACUUCAGCAAUGACGUUUUGGCCGCCACGUGCUCCGAUACUCAGGAGCUGUUCGAAGGACUCUCGCUGAUCCGCUGGAUCACCCACGUGUCCUUCUGGUCCGAGGUGGUGGGCCUGUUCUGGCAAUUCCUGAGCAUCCUGCUCAUGUGUCUGCUCCUUCGCUGUAUUCCUUCGACCCCCGAGUCGUUUAAGAAGGUUAUGAUGGUGUUCAUCGUGGCCGAAGUCGGCCAAGCGGUAAUCCAAUGUGUGCAGCUUCUUCUCGAAUUUACUGACGUGGGCUACAUCGUGACAGCUGACGUUUUCGAUAUUAUUAAGGAGCUGAAAGUGCACGUCGGCGCCGGAGAACUGGUGCUCAGCUUCGCCAGACUCCUGCUGUCCAUUGUGGGCAUCCGGGAUAUGCGGAAGCAGAUGAAGCAAACACUCGCCGCGAGGCCCGUCGACGUGGAUGCCUCGUCGCCGCCGCGUGGCGCCCACCAGCAGAUCCCGCGGGUGGAGGCGGACGCCCCUCCAGAAGUCCCGCCCGCCGACAUGCGGGGCGAAGACGCAGACGUGCCGCGGCGAUCCAGGAGCAUGUCGCCGACGCUGCGGCGCCGACGUUGGGGCGUGCCGCCGACGACGCGGCCCCCGUCUCCUCGCGCGCCGCCCCGCACGCCGCCCGAGGGCCCGCCCUGGGCUGCCGCGAGCGGCCGCCGAGCGCCCGACAUGCCUCCUGCAGCGGAGGGGCCAGUCCAUGUCGAGGAGGCCAAGAACGUUUUUUUCUGCGGAACAUCCAGAUGAUGGUUGUGCAGCUCAUGCUGGCCGGCAUCGACCUAUACUUCGCCUCGGUCGAACUGUACCGGCUCACGGAGCCUGGUUUUCUGGAUUUCUUCCAAAUGAUGAACUGUGUAUUUGCCCGAGAGUUUUUAGACGUGGACGGGGAGCUCGUGCUCCCAUGUUUGGAAGAGGCGUGACGCUGAUUGUGGAGGCGUGGGGGAG